Messenger RNA from Emiliania huxleyi CCMP1516, 771 nucleotides. RefSeq lists its product as hypothetical. NCBI's taxonomy places the organism in Eukaryota, Haptophyta, Isochrysidales, Noelaerhabdaceae. Gene Ontology annotation, cellular component: cytoplasm. The record is from RefSeq and is a predicted model, not a curated record. The transcript has 2 exons. Bases 1 to 771 code for a protein of 256 amino acids.
AUGAUAGGGAUGCUCCUCGCCACCUUCACGUUGACGGCCGCGCCACGGCUUGCCGCCGCCGGCGCCCUUACGCGCGCCGCUGUUCGCCUGAGCGCGAUCGCGCUCGAGGAGCGGGGUCUGCCGUACGAGCGGUGCGCGGUCAACCUGGCGGAGAAGCCCGCCAACUUCACGCAAGUCUACUCAAAAGCCGUCGCUUUCUCGCCCCACCCGACGCUCUCCAGAGCUAAGGUGCCUAUCCUCGAGGAGCUCGGCGGAGGGGUUCCGCCUCUUGUGGAGAGCCUCGUCAUCUGUGAGUACCUCGAGGACCGCUGGCCCGCCUCGGAGGCGCGCUCGGCGCAGCGGCGUGCGGCAUGCCGAUUGUUCGUCGACCGGUACUCGGCCGCCAUGCCCUACAUGCCGCUUCUGCGCGCUGAGGAAGGCAGCGAGGCGGAGGCCGAGGCGCGGCGCGCGCUCGAGGAGGGCAUGCGGGCGGUCGACGCCUUUCUCUGCGAGUACGCAGACGGCGACGGGCCCUUCUUUUUCGGCGAGAGCUUCUCGCUGGCCGAGGAGGCGUGCGCUCCGUUCGCGCUGCGCCUGAUGCGCGUGCUGCCGGCAUUGCGGCCGCAGCACGAUCCCGCUUCGAUGCUCGAGGCCCUGGGCCUGGCUCGGCUGGCGACGUGGCUCGAUGCGGUGGUGCAGCGGCCGAGCGUGACGUCGACGGCGCCACCGGCGAGCGACAUGGUUGCCGCCUCCAAGCUCCUGCUCGAGCGGAUGAAGGGCGCGGCAAAGUAA